GCGGCAAGUCAGCCGGCCGGCAAAAAAAGCGGUGCGCUGGGCAUCUCUCGCAGUCCGACGCGCCGGUCCGGGGAGCUUCGCAGGAUUUCUCCGCGCGAAAAAAGAAGUCUACCGUCAGAAUCAGUCAGUGCGCGCUCGCAGAACCCGCGUCAGUCACUUCCCGUCAAGUGUCCUCUCUCCAAGUCUCUUGAAGCCCUUAGAACCUUCCACCGUUUGUGCGUGUGUGCGUGUGUGUGUUAUUUCGUACGGGAACUUUAUACGAUCCUUGGGGUUGCUCCUUAAAUUUAUUUUCGUGAUGUUAGUUUUGAGGAUAGUGACGGUUUAUCGGUUUCGGGUCCGCGGCGGGGGCAACCGAGCUUCUGGUGCGAAUUCGGCCAGCCAAAAACGAGUGAUGUGAAGACAGGUUUGACCAGCGCCUGUUGUUUUUAGUGAUUUCGCUAAAAGAUUUUAUAUUGAAGAAGAAAAGAAAAAAAAAUCUUGCGAUUUCGUGGGACUUCGUUAUGGUAAAGACGCGAUCGAACUGGAUGGCCGACGGUGUCCUGUUACUCACGGUCCUUGCCACAGUAUGCUUCCUGGUGGAGGCCGGCAGCCACCGGCGCCACGGCCACGGGCUGGGCUGCCCCAAGUGCAAGCCCGGGUUCGCCGUGCUGCGCCCCUGCGGCCACGGUCUGGACACCCAGUGCAUCCCCUGCCGGCCGGGCCAGUUCCUGCCGCACCACUCGCACCGGCGCCACUGCUUUCCCUGCUCCCUGUGCGGGGAGGAACUGUUCACGGCCCACCCGUGCACGUCCACCGCGGACACAGUCUGCGAUUCCUGCCACACACAGGUUCUUGGUCCUCACGCGGAGGACUUCUACGUCAAGUGCAACGGGUCGUCUACGGCAGAAGACGAAGAUUACGACGAUGAGGACGACUCCCCGUCAGACGACGCCCAAGAUCUGUGGCAGAGUCGGGAGUCCCCGGCCGAACUCAUGCUGGUCCGAGAAGAGCUCAGCCAUAUGCGACACGAGGACCUGGCGGAAGCAUCGGAGCACGGGCGCAGCCACGCGGGCCACCUGCAGAAGCACUCGAGGCACCACUCAUCCCCGUCGUCCCGCUGGGGCGCGGCGGGUGGCAGCGGCACCACCGUGGUCACCGCCGUGGUGUCCAUCUGCGCCAUGGCGGGACUCCUGUUCGCCGUCGUCCUCAGCCGCUGGCGGACGGACGCAUCCUCGGCGCCUGUUCGGAAAAAGAGCGGGUACGUUGUCGUGCCACAGGCGUCAUCAGAAAGCUCUUCUCCAGUUUAAGGUUGACCAGUUUCUGAAGCGAACGCCGGCAACCUACAGAUUGUUGUGUGCCAUGCAGGAGCGAAAAUGGUCCGCGCUGCGAAGACCGUCAUCUUCGUGUUUUCGCGGUUCUACAGAGAGGACGCUGCCACAUAUGAGAAUGCUUUUCGUGCAUCGAUGCGUCGUGGUUUGCGUUGAAACGCCGUCAAACCAUAAAACUU
This is a messenger RNA of Ixodes scapularis (black-legged tick), 1486 nucleotides long. RefSeq lists its product as uncharacterized. NCBI's taxonomy places the organism in Eukaryota, Metazoa, Arthropoda, Arachnida, Ixodida, Ixodidae. Gene Ontology annotation, biological process: defense response to Gram-positive bacterium; defense response to Gram-negative bacterium; negative regulation of alpha-beta T cell proliferation. Gene Ontology annotation, cellular component: external side of plasma membrane. Gene Ontology annotation, molecular function: protein binding. The transcript has 6 exons. The coding region runs from base 501 to 1286 and encodes 261 amino acids. The record is from RefSeq and is a predicted model, not a curated record.